Molecule: messenger RNA, 1524 nt
Organism: Malaya genurostris
Lineage: Eukaryota; Metazoa; Arthropoda; Insecta; Diptera; Culicidae
Gene: Alg7
Product: UDP-N-acetylglucosamine--dolichyl-phosphate N-acetylglucosaminephosphotransferase
Exons: 4
Coding region: 157-1419 (420 amino acids)
Biological process (GO): protein N-linked glycosylation; dolichol-linked oligosaccharide biosynthetic process
Cellular component (GO): membrane
Molecular function (GO): UDP-N-acetylglucosamine-dolichyl-phosphate N-acetylglucosaminephosphotransferase activity
Source: RefSeq, a predicted model, not a curated record
CAGCUCAACACCGGCGAUGUGUCGUUUCUGAUGUUGCGGUUUCGAUCGUUGCAUUGUGUACUGCUUUUGCAGUACAUAAUGUUAUCACUAUCAAAACAUUGUAAUCACAUCAAUAAAUUCUAACAUAUUAUAGAAAUAUUCUCGGAAUUCCGUUCCAUGAUGGCUGUUUUUAACUCAUUCGAAUUUAAUGUUGCCGGGACGAGUCUGGCCAUACCACUACCGCUGAUUGUGAACGUGAUAAUAUCGUUUGGUGCCUUUUACGUGGGUCAGCAUCUGAUUCCGCGUAUGAAGACGAUGUUCAUCAAUGCUAAUCUCUUUGGAAUGGAUAUGAACAAAGCCACCAAGAUAAGAAUUCCAGAGGCUUUUGGAGUUGUAACGGGAUGUAUAUUCUUGGUAUCGUUGUUUCUUUUCAUUCCGAUGCCUUUUGCUAGUAAUUUCUCGAAAGAUGGUACUGACGAGUUCCCUCACCACAAGUUUGUGGAAUUUAUUGCGGCUAUGCUAUCAAUUUGUUGCAUGAUUCUGCUAGGUUUUGCCGAUGAUGUACUAAAUCUUCGUUGGCGCGAUAAGCUGUACCUGCCGACAAUUGCAUCGCUGCCACUGCUGAUGGUGUACUAUACGAACUUCAAUUCGACCACCAUCAUUUUACCUAAAUUUGUGUCCAACAUUCUGGGCAGCUCCCUCGAUAUCGGUGCCCUGUACUACGUUUACAUGGGCAUGCUGGCGGUAUUUUGCACCAACGCAAUCAACAUACUGGCCGGUAUCAACGGCCUGGAAGUAGGCCAGUCGUUGGUGAUAGCGGUGUCGAUCAUCGUGUUCAAUUUGAUGGAGAUUUGCGUCGGAAACAGCCGCGAAGCGUACGAGUUUUCGCUCUAUAUCAUGCUGCCCUACCUGGGCUCCACGUUGGCCCUGUGGAAGUACAAUCGAUACCCAUCGCAGGUGUUCGUAGGUGACACUUUCAACUAUCUAUCGGGAAUGACUUUCGCGGUGGUGGGAAUAUUGGGUCAUUUUAGUAAAACCGUGCUGCUAUUCUUCAUCCCGCAGAUUAUCAACUUUAUUUAUUCCGUGCCUCAGCUGUUCCAUUUUAUUCCCUGCCCAAGGCAUCGUCUUCCAAAAUAUGACCCAAAAACGGAUUUGCUAAACUGUAGUAAGACCCAAUUUCGGCUGAGUGAUUUGAACAUUUUAGGUAAAUUGUGCUAUAACGUGUUCAAAACUUUCCGAUUGAUACAAGCUACGGAAAACAAAGAUGGCACGAUAACGUGCAAUAACUUUACGAUUAUCAAUUUUGCUAUAAUACUUACCGGUCCAAUUCGGGAGGAUAGGUUAAACAGGUUGUUACUCAUAUUUCAAGUGCUCUGCUCUGUACUUGCGUUCACUAUUCGGUAUCCCCUGGCGCAUUAUUUUUAUGACACUAUUAAUUGAAAGCUUAAAGCAAUAUGAGAAAGUGUUGAAGUAAGGGCCAAAGUAAUUUAUUUCACUUAGUUUUAGUGAAUGAAAUAAUAAACGUAUGGUAAAACUAGUAAACAA